AAUAGAUUUAGUCAACGAAUUUUGUUCACAACUGUGAUUGAUAUGUCCGACAAAUUUUAUAAAUACUACUUACCCGAUGGGCGCAUAUUUCAUGUGGAGGUUGCAUUGAAGGCCAUUAAUCGCGAAGGCAUCACUUCGGUGGCUUUGAAGGGCAAAACGUGUGCCGUAGUUGCCUCACAGAAUAUAGCAACGAAUAUAGCCAACAUUGACCCAGAGACUGCUACGAGUUUGUUUGCACUAAAUGAAAUAGUUGGUUGCGUUGUCACAGGACGUUACGGCGACUGCAAAUAUCUGGUGCAAGAAGCUCGCCGUGAAGCCUCGGAUUUCCACAGUUAUUGCAGACAUCAAAUGGCAAUUGAUGUCCUUUGUCACCGCAUGGCCGACAACCUUCAGCUCAAGACCCGAUGUCUUGAAGCCCGUGCACUCGCCUGCAGCAUGAUGUUGAUCUCAUAUGAUGAUGAUUUGGGAGCAAGUGUCUUUAAAACGGAUCCAAGUGCAAACUAUUGUGGCUAUUUUGCCUGUGCUUCAGGUGCCAAACAAUUGCAAGCCGAAGACUUUUUACGCAAAAAUUACAAAUUAAAUAUGUCCGAGAAGGAAAGCGUAAGAUUGGCAGUUAAUUGUUUAGAAAAUGUCUCGGAAUUUGAAUGUCAGCCCCAAGAUAUUGAAGUUGGCAUUGUGACUGACUGUAAUCGACAAUUUCGCAAACUCAAUGAGAAGGAGAUUAAAGAGUAUAAACAUUAUUUUUAA
Drosophila nasuta is the source of this 747-nucleotide messenger RNA. Its product is annotated as proteasome subunit alpha type-6-like. NCBI's taxonomy places the organism in Eukaryota, Metazoa, Arthropoda, Insecta, Diptera, Drosophilidae. The record is from RefSeq and is a predicted model, not a curated record. The transcript has 3 exons. The coding region runs from base 43 to 747 and encodes 234 amino acids. Gene Ontology annotation, cellular component: proteasome core complex.